This is a messenger RNA of Lethenteron reissneri (Far Eastern brook lamprey), 7687 nucleotides long. RefSeq names its product AP-1 complex subunit mu-1. Gene Ontology annotation, biological process: vesicle-mediated transport; intracellular protein transport. The record is from RefSeq and is a predicted model, not a curated record. Gene Ontology annotation, cellular component: clathrin adaptor complex. Lineage: Eukaryota; Metazoa; Chordata; Hyperoartia; Petromyzontiformes; Petromyzontidae.
AGACACGCGUGGUCGUGGAGGCGAACUUAGACUCACUGGAGACUCGAGGGAGACACUAGGGGAGAGACAGGGGAGACACGGAGGGAGACACUAGGGGAGAGACAAGAGACUGGUCACUCGAGACAUGAGCCGGAGACACUUAGGGGAAGACGAGACGCAUUGAGACGCACGUGGGAUCGCAGAGACACGGGGCUGGAGACACGCGGAGACACGCAGACACAACCAGGAGGCGAGCUGGUGGAGGGGAGACACGGGGAGAGAGAGAGACACCGGGAGAGAGACACGGGGAGAGAGACACACGGGGAGAGAGACACGGGGAGAGAGACACGGGGAGAGAGACACGGGGAGAGAGACACGGGGAGAGAGACACGCGGAGAGAGACACGCGGAGAGAGACACACGGGAGAGACACGUGGAGAGAGACACACGUGGAGAGAGACACACGUGGAGAGAGACACACGUGGAGAGAGACACACGUGGAGAGAGACACACGUGGAGAGAGACACGUGGAGAGACACACGGGGAGAGAGACACGGGGGGCGGGAGUCACGACACCGUUAUGUCCGCCUCCGCUGUGUUCAUCCUGGACCUCAAGGGGAAGGUGCUCAUCUGUCGCAACUACCGCGGCGAUGUGGAGAUGUCGGAGAUCGAGCACUUUCUGCCGGCGCUGAUGGAGCGCGAGGAGGAGGGGAUGGUGUCGCCGGUGCUGGCUCACGGGCCCGUACGCUUCCUGUGGAUCAAGCACAACAACCUCUACCUUGUGGCCACCUCCAAGAAGAAUGCCAAUGUUGCCCUCGUGUUUGCCUUCCUUUACAAGAUGGUCCAGGUCUUCUGUGAGUACUUCAAGGAGUUGGAAGAGGAGAGCAUCCGGGACAACUUUGUCAUCAUCUACGAGCUCAUGGACGAGGUCAUGGACUUUGGUUUCCCCCAGACGACGGACAGCAGGAUUCUGCAAGAGUACAUCACUCAGGAGGGGCACAAGCUGGAGGUCGGGGCCCCGCAGCUCCCCGCGACCGUCACUAACGCGGUGUCGUGGCGGUCGGAGGGGAUCAAGUACCGCAAGAACGAGGUCUUCCUGGACGUCAUCGAGUCCGUUAAUCUGCUGGUGAGCGCCAACGGCAAUGUGCUGCGGAGCGAGAUCGUGGGCUGCAUCAAGAUGCGCGUGUUCCUGUCGGGCAUGCCCGAGUUGCGUCUGGGACUCAAUGACAAAGUCCUCUUUGAAAAUACCGGACGGGGAAAGAGCAAGUCGGUGGAGCUGGAAGACGUGAAGUUCCACCAGUGCGUUCGGUUGUCACGCUUUGAGAACGACCGCACCAUCUCCUUCAUCCCUCCCGACGGCGAGUUUGAGCUCAUGAGCUACCGCCUCAACACGCACGUAAAACCGCUCAUCUGGAUAGAGUCCGUGAUUGAGAAACACUCGCACAGUCGCGUGGAGAUCAUGAUCAAGGCCAAGAGCCAGUUCAAGCGGCGCUCGACGGCGAGCAAUGUGGAGAUCCAGAUCCCCGUUCCCAACGACGCAGAUUCGCCCAAGUUCAAGACCAGUGUGGGAACCAUCAAGUGGGUCCCUGAGACCAGCUCCAUCCUCUGGUCCGUCAAGUCCUUCCCGGGCGGUAAGGAGUUCCUGAUGCGUGCUCACUUCGGCCUCCCGAGCGUUGAGAGCGAGGUGCAGGAGGGGAAGCCGCCCAUCACGGUCAAGUUCGAGAUCCCAUACUUCACCACGUCGGGCAUACAGGUGCGAUACCUGAAGAUCAUCGAAAAGAGUGGGUACCAGGCCCUGCCGUGGGUGCGCUACAUCACGCAAAACGGAGACUACCAGCUCCGGACCAACUGAGGCACCGGAGUUUCCCGGUUUCGCUGGCUCCCGUUUGCGACGCCGACAACGGAGGGUGCCGCCAGACGCGCCUCUACGUCGGUGGUCGGUCGGUGGCGACGGACACACCGGUCCUUCCACUCCCCCAGCACCAGCUCCUCCCUCCGCCUCACCGCUUUUCCAAACCGCCCGUCCAUCCGUCCGUCCGUCCGUCAACUCGUCAGCACCCGCGCCCAGGAGCUGCCGUGACGGUCCCGGUCGCCCGUGCCGCUUGCUUGCCACCGUGUGGCUCCCUGCGGAUGCUUCUCGUCUGCCGGGGAUGAGCGAGGCAAAGCUGCUCCUGUGCACCCCUCCCCCCCCCCCCCCCCAUCAGCCCGUUCCGGUACUGCCACGAGUUCAGGCCCACGUCCCGACGGCGGUCGUCGUAGCUCUGUCCCCGAAGGUCGGAGUCGCCAGACAAACCCGCACCUCUCACUCCAUGCCGGGUCUCGUUUAAGGUGCCGUACUUGCCCCCCAAAUGUAUUGCCGGACGUAUUGAGCUACCGUCUCUGUGGGAUGCCGGCGACCGUGGUCUUGCGCCGCAGGGCGACGACCGGAUUUCGUUGAUUGUCACCGGAAAUGUGGAAUCUUCACGCGACCAGCUAGAGGUGUGAGCGCUGCCCAACAAAAUGAAUUUCUUUGUCUCUGUUAUCAUGAUGAUGACGAUGAUAAUGUUGUGGCUGUGCGAGACAGGUCGGGGUUUAUUGACACGAGCACCUGGGCUGGUCGUGCGAUCUCGAGUGGCACGGGGUAGCUUCCUAAUUCAGGCGGUCAGCGUCUCGCCAAGACCACCUUGACUCCAUGGGCCAGGCCAGAGCGGAAUUGGGUACCAGUAGAGGUGGAAAAUAUUCGGUGAUAUCCAGAUCUUUACAUGGUUAAUAACGACGGAUUGUGUAAUAACGUCGUACUUGGUACACGGGGCUAUUGCAUCAUUCACUUUUAUUGGCCAUUUAAAGAUGUUGGUCCAACUCUAGCUUAACCAUCCACAGACGGCACCAUUAUUAUAAUUAUCGUUUCGUUUGUUUACCCAGGAAAGCCUCACCGAGUCUCAGGACGCUUUUUUUUUCAAGAGGGUCCUUGACAAGGUUUCAAAGUUGGGGGCGACGUUGCUGCUGCUACUGCGUUGUGUAGCCUCAAUUGAGUAAUUUAUCAGCAUUGCGAUGUUUGGAUCAAAUCAGUUACAUUGGAUGUCUUUUUUUUUCUUAGCUACGGGAGGAAACCAGAGAACAUGGAGGGAAACCCCAUGCAUAACGGGGGGAGUAGACAAAAUAACUCCUAAAAACUCCAAACCUGUGUCGGGAAUCGAACCCAAGUCUUACCACUGCGCCACCCUACGAAUCUUGUACGAACAGGUGAAAUAUUCGGUUUGGGCCCAUGGACUACUUUUGCCCCUCCCCCCAUCCCCCACGUCUUGCUGUGAAACUCACCUUGCCAAUGAAGUGUGCGUGUGUGUGUAGCAACACAAUGGCCACCGAUCUGUGUGUGUGUGCGUGUGGGUCUCUGAGCCACGGUCGACCUGUGUGUGCGUGCGAGUUGGUCAUCGUCUUCCCCAUUUAAGUGUUGUCCUUGUUGCAGUUACUGAGUAAAAAGUGUAAAAUGUUGUAGCAGGCAGUUGAAGGGAAACCCCCCGAUACCGCCAUGGAAUCAGUAUUGUUGCGUAGAAUUCGUUGAUCGUUUUCGAGAGACCUGAUUGCGGGUUUAUCCCGCCCAGGGUUCUUCUGUUUAUUUUUAUUUUAUUUAACUUUGUACGGAAAAACGAAGGCUUAACUUUUUACGCCGAGCUUCGUCCCGUUGUCCGUCGCACGGAGAUGAUGUUACAUUUCAUACGGGCCGGUGAAAGUGUUUUUCGAUUCGAGCGGCUCGCAACAGCGCGUGGAAGUACGCGCCGUUUUAACGAUCCGCCGAAACAACAUUGCCAAUCAAUACCGCAGUAAUGAACCUAUCGGUUGAGCGCGAGGUGUCGGGCCAAACCUUUGAGCCAUGCCGUUACAGCCUCGCGUGCCGGCUGUGGCGUGUACCGUAUGCUAAACCAUUGCGCGUUGCUCUUGCCGCAUUAGAAGGGAUGUCUGUCUGCUCGUUUGCACAGCGACGACAAGGGUGGUGGAGGGGUGGUAAUUUUCCCCGCGUGGUCCCUAUCGAUUUAAUAAUCUCGUGGAUUCUGACGCUUGCUGCAACGCGCAUCGGUUCGUUCGCGUAAGCAUCGAUCGUUUACAGUUCGCGCACAUCGUUUUUUCUUCUUCUGUCACGGGGCUUAAUUUCUUUUGAAAUUUUUGCGUGAACCUAUCCGCCGCAGCGAUGCACAUCAUGCAUGUGGUGUGCUAGGUGCGGGGAUAUUUCCCGGGUUUCCGACACGCUGGGCAGACCAGGCUAAAAUUAAAAGCCUGUAUCUGCCACCCAUCACUCUUUGAGGGGGGAGAGGUGGGGUGUAGUGAAGAGAGAGCACUGUACAAAAGAAAUGCCGACAAACAAACAAAAACCGAGACAAAUGCUCAUUUCCAUCGUUGAAAUGCAACGGCGUUGCUCGCGAAACAGUUGCACCAUUCGCCAAGGGCUUCGCACAAACAUCGCGUGGUUUCACGGCUCCUUUCAAGGGAAACGAUCAAUAACCAAAACAGCUCCUCUCUUCUUCUUGUUUCUUUCGGUAAAGUCACGUGACUUUACCGAAAGAACCAAGAAGAUGAAUCCCUGCAGUCACGAAAGCUUUAAAUCGAAAUCUCCUAUCUUGCCGUUACGCAACUUUGGCGGCUUUGUGCCCCUGGGGUGCGCGACACGUGCGUCUUGAAGCAAGAGUGUUGAGAAAGCGUAAUUUUACACGGCCUUGGAGGAACGUGUUCCAGGAACGUGUCUACGGCGGCGUAUUUAACAAGCGUGGAAAUUACGCCGCGCCAAGUCUUCUCUUGCCGGGAAUUUGGUGUUUUGCCCGAUCUCGUCAGAUCUCAGAAGCCGAGCAGGUUUUGAGCCUGGAUAGUGCUUUUGGGGGCGAUCGCCACGCAAGUUGGGCUUUGCCGGUUUACGUAGCGGCAAGCAGCAAAAGGGCAGUGCAACAAAAUCCAUUUGCUGUGCUGUACUUCUAUGCUCUCACACUUGUACGUUCCGCCUUCACCAACUCCGCUCUGACCAGCGUGAUGACGUACGGUCGGACAACAACCCGUCCACCAUCCGCGUGGCGUGCGGGCGGAGGAGGCUUUGAACCAACAGUGGGUUGAUUUAAAAGAGGUGGGCCUUAAAUGUGCGUGGAAGGGAAGGCGCUCCGGUGCCAACAGCAUUGGUGACGUACCGACAAGCGCGUGGGGAGCGUUGGUGACGUACCGACAAGCGUGGGGAGCGUUCCGCCAUCGUCAGUGUUGCUAACUCUGGCGACGUGAAACAAAUAUAAACUUUUCUUCUUGGUUCUUUCGGUAAAGUCACGUAGAAGGGAAAUAAAAAAAUAAUAAAAACAAAACAUAAUAAAAUAAUUCUCACGACGUUUCGGCCACAACGCAAGCAGCCGUCCUCAGGUUUUGAACAGGUCUAUCGGGAAGACAGCGUUAUUUUUUUAUUAUUUUUUUAUUUCCCUUCUACGUGACUUUACCGAAAGAACCAAGAAGAUGAAUCCCUGCAGUCACGAAAGCUUUAAAUCGAAAUAUAAACUCUAGCGAAGUAUUUUUUAUUCGCCCAUUUAACAAAGCUUCAGAUUUGCAUCAAACAGCCGGACACACUGCCUCUCUCUCUGUGUUUUCAUUACGAGAUAAGAACAGGUUUUUGUUGUUGUUGUCUUUCGCGACUUAAGUUCAGGGCUGACCACGUGAGGCUGUGGGUGACGUCCUAGCAACGUUCACAUGAGGAGAGACACCACAGGGCUCUGAGGUUUCUACACUUUCUGUACAAAAAAAACUUGAGCUAUUUACAUUCCAUUCGCGCGACCAAGGCGAAGAGAUUUCCAUUCGGAACCCUCAUAGAAAGUGGUGUGACGUCACCCCACCCCUUCCCCGCCCUACAGAAUGCAUUGUGACGUCACCACCAGCUUCCCCGUUGUUAAAGAACGGCCACCGGAAGAUGACAUCACAGAACUGCUGCCGAGGUCACUUCGAUUGCAUUUGCGUCUUAAACAUAUCAAGUUGUGCACCCUCGCAUGCCCCUGCUGUGGAAGUGAACCGGACGAUAUAAAAUCCCCGCCUAUCUUUACCUACGGGCCAAUCGGCGAUGAUGAUGAUGUCGUAUAUGGCUUGACGCCCUGAUUCCAUCGUUUUUAUUAUUUACAUUUCAUCGGUAGGAGACGUCGCAGGAAGUGAUGCCGCUUGGCUCGAUGCUCUCUGCUCGUCUCACGAGAGAUGCUGAAGGACGAUGAUCGGAGUGGCCCUUCCGUUUGACAACGGGGUGAAGGCCGGGGCUGCGAGUGUGUCGCCGCAUUCGUACGAAUGGCUUCGUGAACACCGGCUCAAGACAAUAUCGUUUCCAAUUUUUGAAUGUCUACAUAUCUCACUUCUCCCCCCACCUCCGUCUUUUUAUGAACGUGCCUGUAGAUGAACUUUUUCAUUUUGGAGAAGAUCUUUUGAUGUUACAUCGCCGUUUACAUGAGAAAAUAAGUCGGUUUAAAUAACAGAAUAAGCCACCUCCAUGCAACAUUUUGAGAAAUAAUUAUAACCGGGUUUAUUUUAACUGGGUUUCUAAAUCUACCCCCCCCCCCCCACAUCCGUCCAUCCUGCAGGAUGAUUGGGUGGCACCACAGUCGAUCGGCAGCAGCAGGUCGUGUGUUGGUGGGAGGUUAAGUGUGGGUACUCCCAUCUCUUCAAAUGUGUCUGGCCCGCGUGGAUGAGUCGACCAGAUACCCUCUAUGGAAGGGCUUGACUUGAAGGCCCUCUCGUGGUAGGCCCUGACCGCGAGUGGCACAGACGAGCAAUGCCAGGGCUGCACCGUUGACGUUACACAUCUGGGGUCCUGAACCGUGCCUGCUACGUGCCACGUGUAUAGCUUCACUGACGGUGGGACCCCAGGCCUGCACCAUUGCUUGUCUCUUACAAACUGAAACGCAUAUUUUUGUUGUUGUUGUUGUAACUCUGGCCGACGAAAGCAUUUUGCCCAACUGGAAAGUCAUUGACGCGCGCAGUGCAGUACUGAACAGGAGUACUGAAAAUAAAUGUCUGUGCUUUGUUUUGGCCGCAUUAUUCUGUUGUUGUUGCUGUUACAGUUUGUCUCUCGCUUGUUUGUUUUUUGGACAUCCCUGUCACUCGGUGACUUUGACUGACUAUUUGACGAGGGUGACAUUUUCGAGAAGACUCGAGCAGAACUUGAGAUUUCGGGGCGAUUUGUGACCGCUCUCUCUAGAGACGCGGGGGGGGGGGGGGGGGCGCGUGACGGCGAUCGAUGCGAGCGGUGACAUUGUCCGCUAAUUGGAUUCCACCUCGAGUGGGUCAUCCCGAAAGGUCAACCGUACGCGGCGUUCGUUUCCAACUCCUUGUCGGGAGAUUUCUUCGCCUGGCUGUUUUGACCGAUUUAACCCGCGGACGACACGACGCGGUACAACGCCGCGCGUCUCUGUGUCACUUGUCCGCCCUCGCCAAUUAACCGCCCCUAGCUCAACGCGGUAAUUGGAUGCAGUGUCACCGUCAUUUUCCAUAGGCGUUUGCAGAUCUGGCAUUUUCAUGCGCAGUGAUAUGGAUUGUUAAUAUCGCGUGCAUUUGUUGAAACGAAUUAAAAGCAUUUCCCCCCCUCCUCCCACGUUUUAAAGCGGUUUUUAAUUUCAUUCCUGUGCAGUCACCUCCCUAGUCCUGGUUUGCCCGUUGCAUAUUGACGCUCACAUAUCCGACCAUAAAUUUCGAUUUAAAGCUUUCGUGACUGCAGGGAUUAAUCUUCUUGGUUC